GGAUCAGUCCAGUCGAUCCGAGCGAGACUCGCCAGUACCGAGUCGACCGUCGCGCACGAUUCCGGCGUCUCGAUCGUUCCCUCGGCGAGGUGUCUCUGUGACAGAAUCGUCGAUCGCACCAGGAAGCUGAUCAGCUGCUGGACCAGGACAACCCCCGAAAAUUCUUCGACUCACCGGGGGUGAUCAUAGCGACGUUGAUGUCCAGACAGCUUGACAGAGGCGUCGAGCGAGCGCAGCGGACCGCGAUGCAGCUGUCUUUCGGCAGUAAAAGUAGCUAGCCGAGACAGACAGAGAGGCAACAGAGGCAACGGAGAGACGCCGGGCGAGAGAAGGGAGCGAAGUGACGGGAUCCGGUGCGCGAAUCGAAGCCCGGGAGGAAUGGGUGGAUCGAGAGCCGGCUGGAUCCUGGCGAUCCUGGCGGUCGCGUGGCUCGGGCCGGCGGUCGGGGUCAAGGACCACGUGGCGACCUUCAACGAGACCGGUCAGCAGGAGGACGCGAUCGCCAACGAGGUGUCGUUCGCCGGCGACGAGUCGCCGGACCAUCCGCAUGGAGCACCCGGCAAGCCCAGCAAACUGGACCUGAACGUCAAUCAGGUGAUACACACCGACGACGAGUCGCAGUAUCAGAUCGAAGCCAGCAAGCUGGAGAACGCGACGGCUGUCCCGGGGGACAAUCGCUGUCCGGAGCAAGAGGCAGGACCUUGCUCCAAGAAGGAUAGCUCGCGCGAUGACGCGGCGUCGGACGGGGUUGCAAGGAGCGACCACGCCGGGUCAGAAGGGGUUGUAGGGAGCGACGACGCUGCUAGGAAGAACGAAAAAGGUAACGACCGGCCGGACGCAAGCCUUGUCGAUAAAGCUCGCCGGUACGCCACGGAACACGUAGUAAAGAUACGUCUGAGCCAGGACUCAGUACCCUCUAGAAAAGCUAGAACCUUCUUCAACGCGUUUGGCCUGAAGAAGCUGCUGCUGCCGCUGAUUUUCGGCGUGCAGAUCAUUAAGAGCGUUCUGCUGGCGCUCUUCCUGCCCAGCAUCAUUGGCAGUAUUGGUAAUAUCCUUGGCAAAGGUGUUUCCUCUUUCGCGCAAUCGGCGCACACGACCGCUCAACCGGAAGAGAAUUUCGAAUUCAAGGACAAUUCCGAUCUCUACAACGACGACUACCUAACUCGACAGCCGGUGGGGACGCUGCCGGCUUCGGCGAUGUACGAUGAAAGCAUGAUGCAGAAGAACCCGGAGAUUUCGUCGCGGUACACGUUCGUCAACCCGAGUAUGACGCACGCGAACGCGAUCUCGGAUCGAUACUACACGAGGCAUGUGGCCGUGAACGGGCUCUCGUCGAGCAAAAAGCAGGACUUCAAGGUGUUCCACGAGAUCCCGACGAGCUCGCUGAUGCUGACGAACUACGACCCCUUCUAUUCGCCGCUGUUGUCCCGUCUGGACGCCGUGUUCUCGCGACUGGGUCACACGACGGAGGGUUGCAGAGAGUACACGGUCUGCGCGAUGUACCGAAGCCCGGCGAGGUACGCCCCGUACUCGAACCUGGUCUCGGCGCAGCUGUCACGGGAGCUGAACGAGCUGCGCAGGCCCAGCAGCGACAACCCGGAUGUCCUCCGGUUCUUCCGGUACAUGAAGGCCGCGAAGGACGGCCAGGACGGCGUGAAAUGCGAAGAAGCGUACACGAAUUGCGCGACGGCGCGCGACGACGAGUCCCUCAGACAGAAUCAGGCGAUCCUGGCGACCUAUCAGGACAUCGACAAGCUGGUCCACGCGAGGAAGCUGUAAAAGGCGUGCUAGGAUCCUCAGGGUCGACAUGGAGCAGCAGAAUAGCCGCUGGGAAUGGAUCCCAGGACUGAAAACGUGACCUCAGGACCAAGCGUCCUCGUCUCACCUCGAGAAGUUGUUCCUCGGGGUUGAUUCCGUUCUUUUUCUGCGAGGAUCGUGGUAUGCAAGCGCUUGAGCCGCAGACCGGAGAUUCAGGGUAAUUAUAGACGCGGUCCGCGGAAAUUAACUGACCCGAAAGGGUUUAUUUAUAUGCGACGCAGCUGGACUGAUUUGGGGCUCGAUUUGAUCGUUCCUGAGAUUAAUGCUCUAGAAAGCUGGCAUCUCGAGUGUGCAUAAACGCGUAAUGGCCUGCGCGGGAAGAUUGCCGGAAUUGCGUGCGGGUAUUCUAUUGUCUCGCUGGAGGUUCGGCGGUUUUCGAUGCUGAGAAGCACUUUGUCCGACGAUUGUUCGGAGAGAAACUUAAUCAUUCGGGUCAUUGUUUCCCUGGGUAGGGUGAUCGAUUUUUGCGCCUCUGGUUUGUCUCCUGGCAUAAUUCGCUCCAUAUUUAUCGAGUAAAACGUAUCAAAUCUUUUCGUUAAGAUAUAAACAGAAUAAAAGAAUAUAAGAGCUGCUAUUAAAAAAUAAACGGAAUAAAAGAAUUAGAAAAUAUAAGAGAUAUAAGAAUUUAAAAAAAUGUAAUAUGUCUUAUUCGAUAAAUAUGAUAAUAUAAAUAUGUGUCCGAAAACGAAAGGACACAACCAAAGACACAGCAAUUGGUCGCCCCACGGUAACUGGCUCCGCUACGCUAAUUACUUCGUAUAUUUUCUGUCUGGUUUCUUGAAAUUGAACGAAUAGAAUUGCGAAUUGCUGACGAAAAUGGUUGGGAAACUAGGAUCAGUAGGAACGACCAGGCACACGGACGUCGAUGUUUUAAUUAUUCGAACUCUCCAUCGUCUGCGCAAGGAGUAUUAUCUGGUUCAUGCUUGCAUACCAUCGUGCGUCGACCUAGCUUUCGCGAACGAGCGAGAGAACGAUCCCCCUGCGGAGUCAUUACGAACAAUCAGAAUUCAUUUCGCACCGGCCGGUAGGACAAUUAAAGUUCCAAUCAAAAGCGGACGACGCUUGUCGCGAGAGGUUGACAGUGCGACGAGCAAAAAUGAUAAUGAUCGCAUCGGCCGCGGUGAUAACGGUACACGUUAUCCGGCUGGAACGUGUACAGGACUGAAAUAUGUGACUCGAAGUGCGACAGCCGUAGAAGUGCGUAAACACGAGAUACACGAUAUCAGCUUGCUCGAACGAAAUUCGAGAUCUGUUAUCGAUCGACUAUGGGGCCAUGCUGACAAUGAGUAAUUUACGAUGAUGAUGUCGGUGAAGCACUGUCUUAGAUUUCAGAAGCUUGAUCAGGAGGCAUGUUAAUAUUUUUUGGAAACUAUCGAAAUUUAUGUUUACAAAUGCAAACGCGAAAGCAACCGGUUUCAAAUUAAAGCCUUGCGAAUUUCGUACAGGCUAAUUGUUGUAAAUUGUUUUGGCAAACAGAUAUUAGAGUGGAGUAUAUACAAGACCGGCUAAAGCAUGAGACAAAAUGACUAGAAUAUCGAUUUUAUUGAUUGAUGAAUCAAGUACAUAAAUCGAGUAGAUAAAUCAAAUUCGAAACAGUAGAUAGAUUGGAAAAUAUUAUCAUAGUUAUUAAGGAAAAAAGGAAAUUUCUAUUUAGUUCUUGUGUUUUUGUUAUCGAUCGAUUUUCUAUUCUUCAGUCAUAUAUUUAUUAAAUUUUUACGGGGACUUACUUGUUAGUCAUAAUUAAAUUAUUAAAUUAUUUGAAAUAUUCAUGCAAAUAUGUUAAUAGUUACCAAUCAAGAUGGACAAUAUUAUUCUACGACAAUAUACUACAACUCGUGCGAUCAACGCUUACCUGUAAGAAUUAUUCGAGUUCCAUUUUGGCACACGAGUGUUUCGUUCGGAAUAAUAUUUUCCCGCUUAAUUAACCUGCCUCAAUGUUUACUGCACAGUGUACCUCCAUAAUUCUCACACCGUAAGACAGUUCAACAUCGACAUCUCCAAAAAAAAAUUCAGGAAAAUACGCGUCCUGAUUAGAGCAAACUCCACACCGCAAAUCGAAUCAGCUGGUCCCAUAUUUCCUCGGAAAAUGGUCGCGCCGCCGCGUCUACGACGCCGCCAUUUUCCCCAAAACGGAGAACAGUGUUCAACGACUUAGACUUUGAAAAUAGCGAAGAAUCAUCGGCCGAUGAGCCCUGCGUGUCGACAGCCCCGCAAAAACCCGCCCCUAAGGGCUCGUCGCCCCCGGCUCUUCGGCGCUAGUUUAUUUAUUUCGCGCGCGUAUGUUAAUUUAUUGACGAAUCGUGCGAGAUGUACGAACGUUUCCCGCGUUUCAAUUAAACGACUAUUUAUUUGUUCGAGCUGGGUCGGACCGUCGGCCCGACGCGACCCGAGCCGCGUCCAUGUACAGUGCGCCAAUAAAUGCUGUGACUGCGCUA
This is a messenger RNA of Megalopta genalis, 4253 nucleotides long. RefSeq names its product Protein Osi24 (gene Osi24). NCBI's taxonomy places the organism in Eukaryota, Metazoa, Arthropoda, Insecta, Hymenoptera, Halictidae. The record is from RefSeq and is a predicted model, not a curated record.